AUGGAUAAACACUUCCUAGCAGGUGGAGAAACGUCCCUGGACACCGGCGCCUUUCUGGAAUUCAUGGAAAUGGAUAGAGCUAGCACCCGUGCAGCAUCCCCAUCUGAGGAGGAGUUACAGCGGAGGCUACAAGCAGCUCUGUCCCAGUACGAUGGCCCUUUCUUAACAAAGGGUGAACUGGACCGAUCCGUCGGGAUCUCUGGAACAAUGCUCUUGAGGAGGUUUGUUGUCUCCGGGGAGAAUCCCUCCCAACCAUUAUGCAACGAUUUUGGGAUCAAGUUGAUUUGCGGAUGCAAUUCUUGGGAGAGCAGCCCCUGGCGGAAUGGGUGUUUAAAUUAGUACAGAAAGAAUUGUGGCUGGAUGAUUCUUAUCGGGCCUUAAAGGAUCACUAUAGUGCUAGGAAAACAUACUCGUUUUCCUGGCACUAUAGUGCCCUGAGGGUGCCCCUACCUUCAGGGUCCCCCUCCCGCUGGGCUCUGGCCCCAACUUGCAGCAACUUGCAGCAAAGCCUUUCGGUGAUGGUGGAACUUGAGGAGUACACCACCACCCCAGCUGAAGCGCUGGCAUUGAGUCAGAGCGCUGCUGGCCUCUGUGCCCAACUUGCAAUGACGCUGGAGCUGAAGAGCAGGGAGAUCAACCUCUAG
Pelobates cultripes (western spadefoot toad) is the source of this 644-nucleotide messenger RNA. NCBI's taxonomy places the organism in Eukaryota, Metazoa, Chordata, Amphibia, Anura, Pelobatidae. The record is from the annotation of a GenBank genome assembly.